AACAUGAGCACCGCUCUCGCAUUCUGGGCGCAGAAGCUCGAGCCUGGCAAGAAAAUCCGACUUGAACAGCCAGCGGAGCUCGCUAUUAAAAUUACGGGCGUCACCUUUGAUGAGACUCUCGUGAAUAAUGAACGAACAUCUGUGAAGGCUCAUGUUAAGGAUGAGGAGUCUGACAAGCCCGUCUCCUUCGUGCUUGCGAAUCUUAUUCCUGGCAAAAUUGAGUCACAACUCUUGGAUUUGAUAGUGGUCGAAGGCGAGGAGAUCGAGUUCGAAGUUAUUGGAAAGAACACUGUCUACUUGUCUGGCAACCUCAUCUAUCAAGUCCCUCCCGGAAGUGACGAUGAGUUCGAUGAAGACGAUGAUGAUGAGGAUUCGUAUCUCCUGCAAGAUGUUGGCUCUGACGUUGAGAUCAACCCUGAUGAGCUUAUGGAUGUGGAAGAUGAAGGGGAUUCAGGUCGCUUUGAGGAUUAGAGGAAGACAAAGAGCCCGCUCCAGCACCGAAAGCACCAGUGUCUAAUACUCCCAAGAAGGAGAAGAAGGGCGACAAGGCGCAAGGGGGUGGCAAACCGAAUAAACCUUUCUAUAAGAAUGAUAAGCCUGCCGCAGAUGG
Molecule: messenger RNA, 610 nt
Organism: Cantharellus anzutake
Lineage: Eukaryota; Fungi; Basidiomycota; Agaricomycetes; Cantharellales; Hydnaceae
Exons: 6
Coding region: 4-471 (155 amino acids)
Source: RefSeq, a predicted model, not a curated record